CUGACUGGCUGCAGCUUCUAAUGCGCAUUGUGAGAAGCUCAUGGGGAGGAGCCAGUACACCUGUGCAAGCAUGAAGGGGAGGAGGCGGUACAUCUGUACAAGACUGAAGGGAAGGAGCCGGUACACCUGCGCAAGCCUGAAGGGGAGGAGACAGUACACCUGUGCAAGCCUGAAGGGGAGGAGCCGGUACACCCGUACAAGACUGAAGGGGAGGAGCCGGUACACCUGUACAAGACUGAAGGGGAGGAGCCGGUACACCUGUGCAAGACUGAAGGGGAGGAGCCAGUACACCUGUGCAAGACUGGAGGGGAAGAGCCGGUACACCUGUGCAAGACUGAAGGGGAGGAACCGGUACACCUGUGCAAGACAGAAGGGGGAGGAGUCGGUACACCUGUGCAAGACUGGAGGAUAGGAGCCUGUACACCUGUGCACGACUGAAGGGGAGGAGCCGGUACACCUGUGCAAGCCUGAAGGGGAGGAGCCGCUACACCUGUGCAAGACU
Molecule: messenger RNA, 502 nt
Organism: Staurois parvus
Lineage: Eukaryota; Metazoa; Chordata; Amphibia; Anura; Ranidae
Source: the annotation of a GenBank genome assembly